Suncus etruscus (white-toothed pygmy shrew) is the source of this 1880-nucleotide messenger RNA. RefSeq names its product solute carrier family 22 member 1-like. Gene Ontology annotation, cellular component: membrane. Lineage: Eukaryota; Metazoa; Chordata; Mammalia; Eulipotyphla; Soricidae. The record is from RefSeq and is a predicted model, not a curated record. Gene Ontology annotation, biological process: transmembrane transport. The transcript has 11 exons. Bases 51 to 1730 code for a protein of 559 amino acids.
ACAAGUCCAGCUGGCCGUGUGGCUGACCGGCUGCUCCUAGACUGCCCAUCAUGCCUACCCUCGACCACCUCCUGGAGCAGGUGGGACCUUUCGGCUGCUUCCAGAAACAAGCCUUUGCCUCACUGGCCCUGCUCUCAGUCAACUUUGCUCCUAUCUAUGUGGGAAUUGUCUUCCUGGGCUUCACCCCUGACCACUACUGCCGGCGCCCUGGGGUGGCGGAGCUGAGUACCCACUGUGGGUGGAGCCCGGCCCAGGAGCUCAACUUCACGGUGCCCGGGCUGGGACCCUCCGGGGAGUCCUUCCCCCGCCAGUGCCUCAGCUACAAUGUGGACUGGAACAGCAGCGACUUGGGUUGCGUGGACCCGCUGGCUGGCCUGGCUGCCAACCAGAGCCAGUUGCUGCUCGGGCCCUGUGUGCACGGCUGGGAGUAUGACACGCCUGGCUCGACCAUUGUCACCGAGUUUAACCUGGUAUGUGGUGCCUCCUGGCGACUGGAUCUUUUCCAGUCCAGUGUGAAUAUAGGUUUCCUCCUGGGUUCCCUAGUCAUCGGCUACGUGGCAGACAGGUUCGGCCGGAGGUUCUGUCUCCUUAGCACUUCCUUAGUGGCAGCCGUCUCAGGCACAUUAAUGGCCGUGGCCCCCAACUACCUGUCCCUCCUACUUCUCCGCCUGCUGCAGGGGCUGGUGAGCAAGGGCAGCUGGACGGCUGGCUACACCCUGAUCACAGAAUUUGUGGGUUCGGGCUACCGGAGGAACGUGGCUAUCCUGUACCAGGGGGCCUUCGCUGUGGGGCUGGUGCUGCUGCCUGGAGUCGCUUACCUCCUUCCACACUGGCGGUGGCUGCAGCUGGCCGUGUCCCUACCCAUCCUGAUCGUCCUGCUCCUUUGCUGGCCUCUGCCUGAGUCCCCACGAUGGCUGCUGUCACAGAAAAGAAACUCGCAAGCUUGGAAGGUUCUGGAACACAUAGCCCAGAAAAAUGGGAAGCAACUUCCUUCAGGCCUCAAGGUCCUCUCCCUGGACGAAGACUCACUGACGACGACGACGACAACGAGGCAGAGGCCAUCCUGCAUUGAUCUGUUUCGGACGCCGCAUCUGCGGAGAUAUAGCCUCAUCCUCAUGUACCUGUGGUUCACCUGCUCCGUGCUGUACCAAGGUGUCAUCAUGCACGUGGGGGCGACAGGCGCCCACCUGCACCUCGACUUCCUCUACUCAGCACUGAUGGAGUUUCCUGCCAGCUUCCUCAUCCUUGCUGUGGUGGACCGAGUGGGCCGCCGCCACCUGCUGACCUGGUCCAAUGUAUUGUCGGCCGCCACCUGCUUCUUCAUGGUCUUUGUCACCCGUGACUACCCUUGGCUGAACACGGCCCUGGCUUGUGUCAGCCGGAUGGGGAUCACCAUUGUCUUCGAGCUGGUGUGCCUGGUGAAUGCCGAGCUGUUUCCUACCUUCAUCAGGAACCUGGGGGUGAUGGUGUGCUCCUCCUUGAGUGACCUGGGGGGCAUCAUUGCCCCCUUCCUGGUCUUCAGGCUCAUGGAACUCUGGCCUGGCUUGCCCCUCUUUCUGUUCGCUGGCUUGGGCCUGUUUGCUGGGCUCCUGAUCCGGCUUCUACCUGAGACCAAGGGAGCAGCCCUGCCUGAGACCAUUGAGGAUGCUGAGCGCCUGGGGAGGAAAACAAAGCCCAAAGAAAACAAAAUCUACCUGCAGGUCCAGACCUCAGACUCAUCAGGCCCCUGAGAGCAACUGUCUACUGAUUCUGGGCAGAGAUGGACACAGCAGUGGAUGGCAUAAGAAUGUUUCAGAAGCCUUCGCCUGUGUUUCUCCUGCAACUACUAAGCCCCACCUCAGUCAUUACAAACCUCAGCAGGCUCUAGGCUGCCCUCUUUU